This is a messenger RNA of Nannospalax galili (Upper Galilee mountains blind mole rat), 2439 nucleotides long. RefSeq names its product FEZ family zinc finger 1 (gene Fezf1). Gene Ontology annotation, cellular component: chromosome; nucleus. The record is from RefSeq and is a predicted model, not a curated record. The transcript has 4 exons. Gene Ontology annotation, molecular function: chromatin insulator sequence binding. Gene Ontology annotation, biological process: regulation of transcription by RNA polymerase II. Lineage: Eukaryota; Metazoa; Chordata; Mammalia; Rodentia; Spalacidae. Bases 307 to 1734 code for a protein of 475 amino acids.
AGUUUACCUUCUCCUCUUGGAAGUUAACGAUUGGCGAGAUCUUGGCUGCGUUAUUGACACAACACUUUCUAUUGAUAGAAAUAAGUAGUGAUUGUCCCCGAGUCAUUGGUGCGCCAAGAACUCUGCGAUGGGCUGGCAGGAGUCCAUUGGGCUGGGCAGGCAGGUUCGGCUGGUGAUGCUGGGGAGGAGGAGGAGGAGGCUGCUGGUGGUGAUGGUGCCUGUCCUCUCCGCAGGUCUGUGACAAGCAGGGGACAAGGCAGCGACCGCGCAGCCCAGCCCUGGCGGACCGACGCUGGCGACUCAGACAUGGACAGUAGCUGCCACAACGGGACCACCAAAAUGCUAGCGACUGCUCCAGCCCGGGGCACCGUGAUGAGCACAUCCAAACCCUUGGCUUUCUCCAUCGAACGAAUCAUGGCGCGCACCCCAGAACCCAAGGCCCUGCCGGUCCCCCACUUCCUGCAGGGAGCCGUACCCAAGGGGGACCCCAAGCACUCUCUGCAUCUCAACUCGUCGAUCCCCUGCAUGAUUCCCUUCGUUCCCGUGGCUUAUGACACGAGUUCCAAAGCGGGAGUGACCGGCUCUGAACCGCGAAAGGCAAGUCUGGAGGCCCCAGCGGCUCCUGCAGUGGCGCCCUCCGCGCCGGCGUUCAGCUGCAGCGACCUGCUCAACUGCGCGCUGAGUCUCAAGGGCGACCUGGCCCGAGACGCGCUGCCUUUGCAGCAGUAUAAGCUGGUAAGGCCGCGUGUGGUCAACCACUCUUCGUUCCACGCCAUGGGCGCUCUGUGCUACCUGAACCGAGGUGACGGCCCGUGCCACCCCGCUGCGGGUGUGAACAUCCACCCGGUGGCCUCCUACUUUCUCAGUUCACCUUUGCACCCGCAGCCCAAAACAUAUUUAGCCGAAAGGAAUAAACUGGUGGUCCCGGCGGUGGAAAAGUACCCUUCUGGAGUGGCUUUCAAAGACCUGUCGCAGGCUCAGCUGCAGCAUUACAUGAAAGAAAGCGCCCAACUUUUGUCGGAAAAAAUCGCAUUCAAAACCUCCGACUUCAGUCGCGGCUCUCCUAAUGCCAAACCCAAAGUUUUCACUUGCGAAGUCUGUGGAAAGGUCUUUAACGCGCACUAUAACUUAACCCGUCAUAUGCCGGUGCACACAGGAGCCAGACCCUUCGUUUGCAAAGUGUGCGGGAAAGGUUUCCGGCAAGCCAGCACCCUUUGCAGACACAAGAUCAUUCACACGCAGGAAAAACCUCAUAAAUGCAACCAGUGCGGCAAAGCAUUUAACAGAAGUUCCACUUUAAACACACAUACCCGAAUACACGCUGGCUACAAACCUUUCGUGUGUGAAUUCUGUGGCAAAGGAUUUCAUCAAAAAGGGAAUUACAAAAACCACAAGUUGACCCACAAUGGGGAGAAGCAGUUCAAGUGCAAUAUCUGCAACAAGGCUUUCCACCAGGUUUACAACCUCACCUUCCACAUGCACACCCACAACGAUAAGAAGCCUUUCACCUGCCCCACGUGUGGCAAGGGCUUCUGCAGGAACUUUGACCUCAAGAAGCACGUCCGCAAGCUGCACGACAGCAGCCUCGGGCUGACUCGCACGUCCCCUGGGGAACCAGGCAGCGACCCGCCGCCCCCACUACAGCAGCCACCGCCUGCAACUCUGCCGCCCCUGCCGCCCACCUUGCCGCCUCCUGGGUCUCUGCAGCCGGGGCUCCACCAAGGUCACCAGUGAUGGAGGCCAAAGUUCCUCCCAGUCUGAGCUGGGAGCCCCCACUACAGAGGCAGGCAGACAAGACCUGGACCUCCUGGUCCAAGCCUCAUCCACAAGACAUAGGGCGCGUUGGGCCCCCAUUCUUUAAGGCAGAUGAGAAGCCUCUGCAUUCCUUCGUCUUUUGCCUCUUGCAUGCACCUGCUAAAUGGUUUUGUGUAUUAUAUUCUAUAUAGGCACUAACAAUUAAGAGAAAUUUGGAGGGGCUUAUUUCAUUCUUUUUAAGUUGAAAAGACUGUUCAUCUCCAGUGGAGAGAUGGUGUUUGUUCUGUUUUUGUUUUUGUUUUUUUUUUAAACUAGUUUCUGCUGUAUUUAUUGAGAUCUGUAUUAUUCUACUGGGAACGCUGCAUCGUUUUAAUUUUAUUGUUGUAUAUAUUUCCAUUGUGUCCAUUCUACUGUCUCAAGAUGCCUGCUGAUUGUUUAUAAUUUUCUCCUCCCCUGAAGCAAUGAAACACUGUGUGUAUGUUAUAUAUAUAUACACACAGAGGAGUGUGUGCCCCUGAAGGCACAUUCAACAUUUGUGAACACACACAUGCACACAUACACAUAUACACAUUAGAUAAGGGUGGUUCAUUAUGAAUGAAUUUGAAUUUUGGUUUUGAUUCUUGCACGUGAAAGUUGAUUCAUUGACUGUUGGAAAUAAAUUCUUGGAACAUGCUUAUUAAUCAA